Messenger RNA from Actinia tenebrosa (Australian red waratah sea anemone), 3910 nucleotides. Its product is annotated as transient receptor potential cation channel subfamily A member 1. NCBI's taxonomy places the organism in Eukaryota, Metazoa, Cnidaria, Anthozoa, Actiniaria, Actiniidae. The record is from RefSeq and is a predicted model, not a curated record. Gene Ontology annotation, biological process: monoatomic ion transmembrane transport. Gene Ontology annotation, molecular function: protein binding; monoatomic ion channel activity. Gene Ontology annotation, cellular component: membrane; transmembrane transporter complex.
CAACGUCUAGUUCACUGUAUCGAACGAAGUAAACAACUCAGUCCAAAGAAUGGCUGCAAAUGGUUCUUCCUUGUCAGAUCCAGAGAUCAACGACACAAAGAAACAACUUUUACCUUCUUCUCCCAAAACGGAUGAUAGCGCUGGUACUCCAUUGAUCAAGAUCCGAGGCCCAGACCGAAAUUCCCGCUCAAACUUCCCUUCGGAUUUCAUACGUCUUCAUCGCUUUGAUUUGAUCUCUGAAGGUUUUUCACCCCACGAAGCUGCUAAAAAAGGUCAGUUAAAGACCUUAAUGGAUUUAAACGAAAGUGGCGAAAGCUUGGAAGAAAGAGAUUGYAAUGAGUUCUGCCCGAUUCACCAUGCCGUCCGAGCAAACCAGAUUCCAAUUAUUGAAUUCUUGUUAGACACUGGUGUAGACGUUAAUGCUCAAGGGGGUGAUAAUCUUCUAACUCCUUUACACAUCUCUGUGAGAUAUAGCAAUAUCGAGGCUACCAAGGUAUUAUUGUCUCGUGGAGCUGAUCCAAGCACCACGGCAAAAGACGGGACAACACCGCUACACUUCGCCGCCAGGCAUGGCGGGUAUGACUUUGCAAAGACCCUACUUGAUGACCAACGCUCAGAUGUCAAUGCUCCAGAUAACAGUGGUGUGACUGCAUUCCACUUGRCAUGUGUCAGUGGUAAUUUGAAGCUUUGUGAGCUUUUCUUGGAGCAUGGUGCUAAUAUUUUGGYGACCAAUGCCGAGGGGAAGAAUGCUCUGCAUGCAGCAGCAGCAAGUGGACAUGCAAUGAUUGUGGAAAUGUUAAUGGAAACGGGAAAACGUAAAUCUGUGGACCUCAAGAAGUUCAUYAACGCCUACGACUUUGAGGAUAAUACCCCAUUACACUUAGCAUGCAAGAGAGGGCAUGAAGCCACGGUGGAAGUCUGCUUACGUCAUGGGGCUGACGUAGAUGCGAGAAAUGACUUGGCCUCUGACACCCCCUUACAUGUGGCUGCAAAAGCAGGCCAGGGUAAAAUUGUGGAGAUACUUAUCAACCAUGGCGCGAAUGUUGCGGCAGUGAACGCACUCCAGAGGCUACCUAUUCACUUGGCUUCUCUCUUUGGUCAUUGUGACGUCAUCAAAAGUCUUAUCGAAAAAAGCUCUCCAGUUGAUCAACGUGAAGGUUCGAGCCUCACCCCAUUCCUCUGCGCGGUCGUGAAUGGACGAGUAGAGGCUGUUAAAUUACUGAUUGAGCGUGGAGCGGAUACGARCAUUCGCAGUGAGUCUCUGCAGACCAGUUUUCACUUGGCUGUGCAUAAUAAACACAUGGAUGUACUGCUGUUGUUGUUGGACUCCAUGGGAACUGAGGCGUUGGAGAUAGGAGAUAAAAAUCUACGCGUUCCUCUUCAUUUUUGCGCGUAUUCAAAUAACUUCAAGAUGCUGGAACUCCUCUUGAGUAAGCACRCAAACCCGAGCCCCAAAGAUAUAUUUGGGAAGACCCCUCUCCACAUGGCUGCAGCCAGUGGCAGCAUGGAAUGCGUCAAGGCUUUGGUAGACGCCGCUCCUUUCCACAUCAACGACACAGACGAUACCAACACUACCCCCCUGCACGAGGCGGCCAUAGGAGGAUACCGCAAAAUUUGCCAGUAUCUUUUACGGAGGGGGGCUGACAUCACGUCAAAGGACAGCAACCGCUGGACAGCUCUCCACCAUGCUGCUGGCUCAGGACACGUGGACACAGUGAAUGCCCUCUUAAACUGCAGUACUACUUCCUCGAAGCAGAUCAUCGACAUGGAAGACAGCGAUGGGAACACGCCACUUAUYGUUGCCUCGAAGAAUGGAAAGGUAGAAACGGUUCGUUUGCUCAUUAAAGAAAUGGCGGAUAUAUCCGUGCGCAAUGAACAGAAACGCACGUGCUUAGACGUSGCGGUAGAAAAUGGAAGGGACUUGGUUGCCAAGGAGAUAGUCAAGAGUGCAAGGUGGUACGAGGUAUUACGUCAUCGGGCUCAAGACCACAGGUAUCCCAUGAGGGACCUCAUUGAAAACAUGCCGAGCGUUGCCGAAGUUGUAAUGGAUCAGUGCACGAAGUAUUCCGACUUGGACCCGAAAGAUCCCGAGUACUGGAUCGAGUUUGACUUCCGCCUUCUGCAUUCAGAUAAGAACGACUCUGAUGCAGUCAUUAAAACAUCUUCACACUCUUAUUUUUUCGCGCCGAUGACGAUGAUUGACAGCGAGCGAGAGAACUUGAUAUYGCAUCCGCUGACCGAGACCUACCUACUACUCAGAUGGAACUGCCUUGGGAGACCAAUAUUUUGGAUGAAUCUGAUUGUUUACAUCAUUUAUAUUACCUUGUUCACCCUUUUUCUGCUCAAGAGGCGAAUGUCAUCUACGUUCUAUAACCCGUCUGACAACCAAACCGAAUCAGAGGAAAAGAAGAGUUUCCAUAGAGACAGCUACUAUAUCGCCACUCCUAUCGUCAUYACCAUCUUCAUCUCUCUCAACGCGGUCAAGGAAGUCUAUCAGAUUUAUUCCCAGAGGUUGAAAUACUUUUAUCACGUUAGCAACUACUUGGAAUGUGCAAGUUACAUUGCGUCGUUCCUCUUUGUGAUUCCAUAUCUGUACCGAUCGAAUCUGUAUAUCAAGACGGGCGCGCUAUGGCCUGUAGGAGCUAUAGCUGCUCUCCUCAUGUACUUCAAUCUUAUUCUAUUCCUCCGUCGAUUCGGAACGUUCGGUAUUUACGUGUCCAUGUUCAUCGAGGUCCUCAACACCAUGUCCAAGGUGGUGGCAGUGUUCUCCUUGUUCAUCUUCGCGUUUGCUUUGACGUUUCAUACCUUGCUAAAAGAACAGACAUCGUUCAGGACGAUCAAUUGGUCGUUCAUCAAGACGUCGAUGAUGAUGAUUGGAGACAUUGAUUUUGAGGGCCUGAUAACUGAUUCUCUAGAUGAAAGAAAUGCGGUGACCGGCGCUCCCUAUGUUCCUGUUCCUCAAUUUACCGCUUUGAUUCUUUUGAUAUUCUGCUUCUUCAUGCCCGUCCUUCUUAUGAAUCUGUUGAUCGGUUUAGCUGUUGGAGAUAUUGACUCCAUUCAGAAGAACGCUAAAAUGAAGCGUAAAGCAAUGGAAGUGAACUACCUUGCUAGCAUUGAUAACCAUUACUACCCUAAACUACUUCAGCACUUCGUAAAUCAUUCCAUUACAGUCAUCUACCCAAACAAGCGAAAUUUUCUCAAUUUCGUUAAGCUUUCAACGUUUGGUUCAAGCAGCGGCUUCUCCUUUGAAAAGGUCCAGCCACGAGAACGCGAACACGAUAUUGUCAAGUCGAUGGAAGCUGAACUAGCAGAGCAGAAAUCACGCGCCAAAGAAAUGCAGUCAGCGAUUGACGAACAGAACCAACUAUUAAGAAACAUAGCAAAACAACUAAAAUAUUUGUCGAACCGCACCCCCACCCCCUUGGUAUUGUCUCUUGAUGAUAUGAAUGGUGGCCUGGAUAGGAGUCUCAGUGAUGAUGCUUUGAUUAUCCCUCCAGCAGAACUGUGAGAAAGUCGCCUGAUGGGCUACCUGUGGCGGAGGUACUUCUCUCAUUGUGGUGGAGACAAAUCUCUAUUUCAUUGCCACAGGUAUCCCAAGCGUAAAAUGGGCGAGAAUCCUUUGAACCUGGAAGCCUUUUAUGUCGCUAUAGAAAUAUUUGAAAAAAUGAUUCAUACACCGCCUCACUCGAAACUCGAUGUUACAAUUCUGUAUAAAAUUGAAUCCUUAAUUUUGUUUAUUUGACCAGUUCGUUUGAACGAUAUCAUGAAUAGGAUCUUUUGACGUAUUUCCGGGUCCAACUAGUCACAGAAACCGCUAAAAUCAAUGACUGUGAAGUCAGGUAAGGUAUUUGAGUGUGAUUUGUUUUAAGUCGUCAAUACUAAAAGCUGGGACGGGUCGGUUUUGUUUUUA